ACUCGCAACUGUUGCCCAAACCGGAACUACGCCGGUUUCCUCUCCUUAACCAGCUCAGAUUGAUAAUUUCCAUCAAAUACAUAUUUUAGUGCCAAUUCCCCUUCUUCAAAAUCCCACGAUCAAUCUCAAACGGUAAGCCUCUAAAAUCCUAAUUUCAUUCUUGUGCAAUUUGUGUGUAUAUUUCGUGCCUUUGGAUUUGUUAAAAUGGGAGCUGAAGUUGAAGAAGAUGGGUUAAAGAAAUUAGAGUAUCUUUCACUAGUUUCAAAGGUUUGUUCAGAGCUGGAGACCCAUUUAGGGUUCGGUGAUAAAGUAUUAGCUGAGUUUAUUACGGAGCUUGGUCGAAAGUGCGACACAGUGGACGAAUUUGAUGGGAAAUUGAAAGAAAAUGGUGCUGAAAUGCCCGAUUAUUUUGUCCGCACUUUAUUGACGAUUAUUCAUGCAAUUUUGCCUCCUAAGGUGAAGUCCAAGUCAGAGAAUGAGUUGAGUAAGGAUGACUCUGAAUUUUCGGCAUUGAAAAUUAGGGAUGAUAGAGAUAGAGUGAAGGAAUUAGAGAAGGAGAUUGAGUUGGAGGCAAAGAGUAAGAGGGGGAAGGAUGAGGAAGAAGAUUUUGAUAAGAAUAGGCGUGACAGGAGGCGAGAGAGGGAUCGAGAUGAUAGAAGAGAACGGGGCAAGGAUAGGGAUAGGGAUAGGGAUAGGGAUAGGGAUAGGGAUAGGGAUAGGGGUAGGGAUAGAGAGAUGGAUAGAGACUGGGAUAAUCAUGGUGAUGAUAGAGGUGAAUAUAAGGGCCGGGAAAGGCAUAGGGAUAGGGAGCGGGACAAGAAUAAAUAUGAGAAGAAUAGGAGAGAUGGGUAUGGGGAAGGCGAGGAGGAUGAUAUGAGGUCUGGGAGGCAUCAGGACAGGAAUAAGUAUGAGAAGAACAGAAGAGAUGGGUAUGAGGAGGAUGGGAAUGAUGAAAGAAGGAAGGGGAGGUAUCCGUCGGAUGAACUUGAGUUGUAUGGAGUGUAUAAGGGGAGGGUGUCGAGGGUGAUGGAUUCUGGUUGUUUUGUUCAGCUGAAUGAUUUUAGGGGGAAAGAGGGGUUGGUGCAUGUUUCCCAGCUUGCUACUAGAAGGGUUUCAAAUGCAAAAGAUUUAGUAAAGCGUGACCAGGAGGUUUAUGUGAAGGUGAUCUCUAUUAGUGGGCAGAAGCUGAGUCUGUCGAUGAGAGAUGUUGAUCAGAAUACUGGAAGGGAUUUGUUGCCAUUGAAGAAGAGCUCGGAUGAUGAUGGAUUGAGGGCGAAUCCUUCGGGGAUGAACAGUGAGGGUUCCAAGACAAGGAUUGGUCUUUCAGGUAUCAGGAUUAAAGAGGAGGAAGAUGUUGUUCCAUCACGUCGACCAUUGAAGAGAAUGAGUUCUCCCGAAAUAUGGGAAGCAAAACAACUCAUAGCUGCAGGUGUUAUGAGUGUAAAGGAAUUUCCUAUGUUUGAUGAAGAAGGGGAUGGGGUGCUAUAUCAGGAAGAGGGUGCGGAAGAAGAGCUUGAGAUUGAGUUGAAUGAAGAUGAACCCCCUUUCCUGCAAGGUCAGAGUCGGUAUUCAGUGGAUAUGUCCCCUGUUAAAAUUUUUAAAAAUCCUGAAGGAUCCUUGAGUCGUGCUGCUGCACUUCAAUCAGCUUUGAUUAAAGAGAGAAGAGAAGUGAGGGAACAGCAACAAAGAACAAUGCUUGAUUCCAUCCCGAAGGAUCUUAACAGACCAUGGGAAGACCCAAUGCCGGAGACUGGUGAGAGACAUCUGGCACAGGAGUUGAGGGGUGUUGGUUUAUCUGCCUAUGAUAUGCCAGAAUGGAAAAAGGAUGCUUAUGGUAAAGCCUUGACCUUUGGGCAGAGGUCUAAACUAUCUCUCCAGGAGCAGAGGAAGAGCCUUCCAAUUUACAAGUUGAAGAAUGAACUGGUACAGGCUGUCCAUGAUAAUCAGGUCCUUGUCGUCAUUGGUGAGACAGGUUCUGGCAAGACAACACAGGUGACACAGUAUUUAGCUGAGGCAGGGUAUACAACAAAGGGCAAAAUUGGAUGUACUCAACCUCGUCGAGUGGCUGCUAUGUCAGUGGCUAAGAGAGUUGCUGAGGAAUUUGGUUGUCGUUUAGGGGAAGAAGUUGGUUAUGCUAUCCGUUUCGAAGAUUGUACUGGACCAGAAACUGUUAUAAAGUAUAUGACUGAUGGUAUGCUUCUGAGGGAGAUUUUGAUUGAUGAAAAUUUGUCCCAGUAUUCAGUCGUAAUGCUCGAUGAAGCGCACGAGAGAACCAUUCACACUGAUGUUCUCUUCGGACUGCUUAAGCAACUUGUGAAGAGGAGACCUGACCUCCGUCUGAUAGUCACAUCUGCAACCUUGGAUGCAGAGAAAUUUUCUGGAUAUUUCUUCAACUGUAACAUCUUUACAAUUCCAGGAAGAACUUUUCCAGUAGAGGUGCUUUACACUAAACAACCAGAAAGCGAUUACCUUGAUGCAGCUUUAAUCACUGUACUACAGAUCCACUUGACAGAACCUGAAGGUGACGUCCUCCUUUUCCUGACUGGUCAAGAGGAGAUUGAUUAUGCUUGCCAGUGUCUGUACGAGAGGAUGAAAGGGCUAGGUAAAAAUGUUCCUGAACUGAUUAUUUUACCUGUCUAUAGUGCUCUGCCNGGCGCC
Messenger RNA from Nicotiana tabacum (common tobacco), 2658 nucleotides. The record is from RefSeq and is a predicted model, not a curated record. NCBI's taxonomy places the organism in Eukaryota, Viridiplantae, Streptophyta, Magnoliopsida, Solanales, Solanaceae.